Molecule: messenger RNA, 252 nt
Organism: Parnassius apollo (apollo)
Lineage: Eukaryota; Metazoa; Arthropoda; Insecta; Lepidoptera; Papilionidae
Source: the annotation of a GenBank genome assembly
AUGAGAGAAGAUGUAUUUUCUGGUGAGGUAGAUAGCACUGAACAAUAUUCAUCUGAACCUAUAGUACAAAGAUAUAUUCCACCAUCAAUAAGGGGAAAUAUUAGGAGAAGACAGUUUAUUGAAAAUCAUUUUCAACAUAAUACUCAUUUAAAAAGUAAAAUCUUUCCGCUGAGCCGUUGUCAGCUGUCAAAUAAUAACAACUAUAUAUUACAAUUUUCACCAAUAUGGAAUAAAUCACGGGAAGUACUGUGA